Messenger RNA from Protopolystoma xenopodis, 831 nucleotides. Lineage: Eukaryota; Metazoa; Platyhelminthes; Monogenea; Polystomatidea; Polystomatidae. The record is from the annotation of a GenBank genome assembly.
AUGUAUGUUCAAUGGAUAUGCCUGGGCCCUUUUUGGCGGAUCCAGUCGCUUUUGUUCGAGUCCCGGCGUCCGGGAUGCUCGGUUGUGCCUCGCAUGCGUAACCUCUCGGCAAGACGCUCCUCCAGUUCGGGCCUGGUCUGUCUGGCUGGCCGGAAACGAGGCGACUCGGCACACAUCCUGUCAGUGUGUCAGGCUUGUCAUGAUUGUUUAUUCGCUCGGCGACGCCCGCUGCCGUGGAUACGUCGUAAUGACCAGUCUCGGAGAGACGAGUCCCAACUGCAGACAAGCCGAACAGACGGAGGAGUUGAGUGCCACUUAAACGAUUGGGUCGGCCGACAAAAGACGCGAUUUUACGCGUCGCCAAGGGGCUCAGCCUGGGAGGCGGGGAGGGGCAGGGAAGAAAGCCUCUUCUACAGGUGCCCGUGUGUUGCCAUACCGUGUCCAAGUGGGCCUUCCGAGAACGUUGUCUCAGAGCUGGGCCGGGCGUACAGGCUGAUCGGGGCAGAGUGUGGAGGAAAACACUCGUCCGACCGGGCCGGAGUGCAGAGUCGGAGCCGAGGGUGUGAAUUGGCGUCGUUGCCUCCGCAAUCGACGAACUCCGCACUCUGGACACCCGAUUCAGCCCACCUCGAGACCCACAUGCCCAGCUCAGCCCGAGCCUUCAAGACGUGCCCGUCGGAAGGGACGACCGGCCGAGAAUUUGCGGCUCGUUCUCGUCCCUUUACAACUUCCGUUUUGUCGGUUAUGCAAGAGGGCAGCCUGGCCUUCUGGUAUGAACCCUACUUUGACGCCGCUCUUCUUCUUCUUUUCGGUUCACCUGACGCCUUCUAA